This is a messenger RNA of Cylicocyclus nassatus, 447 nucleotides long. NCBI's taxonomy places the organism in Eukaryota, Metazoa, Nematoda, Chromadorea, Rhabditida, Strongylidae. The record is from the annotation of a GenBank genome assembly.
AUGUGCGGUAUUUGGGCAGUGAUCGGUGAACAGCCGACCGCCUUCCAUCAUGAACAGUUCAUGCGAAUUGUUGGACGUGGUCCAGACCUUACUGUGGUGGAACAGGUUCAACCUGAAGUUUAUCUUGGAUUCCAUCGACUGGCUAUUGUUAUGCCUGGGGACAUUCCCAGUGAGCAGCCUAUUGUUGGAAAUGGUUUAGCUGUUGUGUGCAAUGGAGAAAUUUAUAACCACAAAACCAUCAAGGUGACAUCAAAUCUACAAUUAAAAAAUGACGGAAGCGACUGUGCUGCAAUCAUUCAUGCUUUUGUAAACUCAGGCUACGAUCUCCGCGAAGCCUGUGCUAGCCUAGACGGAGUGUUCGCAUUUGUUAUGGCUGAUGCGAACAACAUUUACAUUGGACGCGAUCCACUUGGGGUUCGACCAUUGUUCUACGGCGUCUCCGGAUCA